GUUGGUUGAGGUGAUUCUCAGCUCUCCGUUCAACUUCAACUUAGUAGUUGAGUUUGCUAUUAGUGAGUGUGUCGUAUAUAUAUAUAUAUAUAUAUAUAUAUUAAUGUGUGCAGUACGUCCAUGAAAGUGCUAGCAAGAGGAGUAGAGAGCUUAGUUGUUGAGCUCAUCAUCUCAGCUGGUUCUGGCACAGGCAGGCCCUGGCUAACUUUCAGUCUAUGGCCGAGACUGUUUUUCAUUUCCAGUCUGCCCAGAUUAUUAUUCCAUUGUCCAGUGUUACAAAACAAAUUAUAUAAAAAAUAAAUAUUAUUAAUAACAACUAUUAUUAUUAUUCUUGUUGUUGUUGUUGUUGUUAUUAUUAUUAUUAUAAUUAACGAGUGUUGUAAACGUUUGCUUGAGUUUGGUCGGGAGCACUCGGGAAACGCCAUUUUAUGUGUUUGGCUCUGACACUGGAACAACGACCACCACCACCACGAUAACGACAACGACAACCACAACCAGGAUAGUGCUACGCUUAGAAACAGCUAGACAGUUUUAUUUAACAGUUUAUAUAGCAGUGCUGCUGUGUGUGCUAUCCUAAUUAAUCGUUAUUAAUUUAGUGAUAUAUAUAUAUAUAAAAUUGUUUUGUUCUUUGUCUGUGUGUUAGCUAAAAUGUUGCUUAAAUAUUCAACGCCCGACAUGUAUAAGUAACAUUGUCGGGCCUGUCAGGGGCGGGCUUGCCGCGACAAUUAUUAUUAUUAUUAUUAUUAUUAUUAUCAUACAAUUUACAGGUAUUUGUAAUGGUAUAGUGAUGUUUUGUCUAUAAAUAUAUAAUAUUAUUAAAUAAUAGUAUGUAUAUGUAUAUAUAUUAUAAUUAUAUACAAAUGAAUCAUAUGGUUUUGAAAUAAUAAUAAUAAUAAAGAAAACAAAUUGUGUAUGUAAGUGUGUAAGUGUGUGUGUGUGUGUGUGGUAAAUUUUUGUAUAAAAAAAAAAAAAAAAAAGAAAUAGUGCAAGUGAAAAAAUUAGUAGUUUUUAUCUGUGCUAAUUGUGAAUUAUACGAUACAACAGCAGUUUUAACUGUAGCUACUGAAUAGCAAUAGCAGAAUUGUCACUGACAUUUGCUGAUUACAUUGCUAUUGUGUAAUUGAAACAAAAGAUUGUUUUCAUUUGUUGAUAAUCAAUCAUAACCUCUGGAUUAUUAUAACGCCAUUUUCACGGGGAUUUACCAUGAAUCCGAGAAAUAUUCCAUCUGAUAAGAUAAAUUUACGUCUAAUUCUUGUCAGUGGUAAGACAAAAGAAUUUUUAUUUAGUCCAAGUGACUCUGCAGGAGACAUAGCCCAUCAUGUAUUUGAAAAUUGGCCGGAAGAUUGGGCGGAAGAGGCGGUGGCAAAGGCUGAAAUCUUACGACUAAUUUACCAGGGACGGUUUUUACAUAGCAAUGUAACGCUCGGUGCACUGGGCCUUCCUUUCGGAAAAACAACAGUUAUGCAUCUAGUUCCACGAGAAAAUCUUCCCGAGCCUAAUUCUCAAGAUCAGAGACAAAAGAGCAAAGGCGGUGGAAGUAGUUGCUGCUCGGCAUCCUGUUGUAUACUCUAAAUGUUGGCUGCCUUGGAAACUCGUCGUGGUAUAAUAUUACAUAAACCAAUGGAAAUAAUCCAAGUUGAGCCAUUGUUUUUAAGAUUUUAUGAUUAUGUAUGUAUAAUCGUUAGUGACUGAACUUGUGAGCGAUGUAGCUAAGAUUAUUAAUUAUGUUAUUUAAUGCUGUUAAUUGAAUAUCUUAAUCGUGGUGGGGAUAAGUUAUUUAUAUAAAUAAUGAACGAUAACAAAUUUAUACUCUGUACUUUCUCUCUCUCUUUUUUUUUUUAAUUCUGUCAUACUAGGAAUAACAGUAAUUGAUUUAGUAUUGGAGCAAACAUCAUCAAUACAUCAAGUUUAAAUAUCGUACCAACGAUUUAAUAUUAUUAUAUUUAAUAAAAAAUAAUAAUAAUUUUAGCGUCAGAGCCAAAUUGUAUAAUAAUAAUAAUAAUAAUAAUAAUAAAAAUAGUAACAAUAAUUAUAAUUGUAACAAGCCUUUGAAUUGACGUAAUUGCUCAUCAACUGUUGGAAGUUAAUGGAUACUUGAGCUUCGUCAACACAUUAAAUACGAAAUAUUAACUUAUUUAAUUAAGUAAAGAUUGGAAGAAACAAAAUAACAAAAUAAACAUAUUAGCACUGAUAUAUAGAACAUGAUAAAAUAAACUGUGGUUAAUUUCAGCAGGCGUGUUCAAAUGCCUUUUUGUAUUAAUAAGUUCAUUGUCCUCUCUUUUGUAUGAAUCAUUAUUGCGUGCGAUUAUAAUGCGACAUUGUCAUUUAUAGACAUGAAAAUCCAGAGAUGAGUGAGAAAAUGUUUUUUUGAAAAUGUUAUUGAUAAAAUAAAUAUUUGUAAAAAGUUUCCCCGCUACGCCUCAAUACUAUAAUUAAACAGCAGAUACGCUCUCUGGAUUAUUAUUAUAAUUAUUAUUAUUAUUAUUAUUAUUAUUAUUAUUAUUAUUAUUAUUAUUAUUAUUAUUAUUAUUAUUAUUAUUAUCAUUAUGCUACAGUGCUUAAAAUUUCAAUCACUACCAAAUUACUACCGCAGUGUUAUUAUAAUUACGUAGGCUAAAUACACGUAUGAGUCUAUUUGCAUUGGAAAAAUUGUGUGAAUGCGUGUUGUGCGAAUUAUUGAUAUAAUAAGAAAAUAAAAUAAAAAUAAUUUUAUGAUGUGAUAUGCAAGUAGUAUAUAUUAUCAAGCAGUUAAACUCUCAUAUUUUAUUAUUAUUAUUAUUAUUAUUAUUAUCGUGUAUUUAAAAAAAGUAAUAUUAUGAUUACGCCACUUUGAGAAAUGUUUAGUCAAAGUGUUGAAAAAGAAAAUCUCUUAUUGUAGUUAACAUUAUUGAUUUAAAUUAUAGAUAUUUUCUUGUUAGGUUCUUAUCUACUCUCCACCACCAUCAAUAAUCCCAGAUUUUAAUCCUCGUCUUUGAAAAAUUCAUCGAUUCAGCUUUUAAAUUAAAUUUUUGAACAGUUAUUCCAAUACUGUAAAUGUAGAGAUAAUUUUUUUUUCUUUUAUUUUAAGUACACAUUUGUAUAGUAAUUAGAUAGAUUGUUAUUAUUAUUGCCAUUAUUAUUAUUAUUAUUAUUAUUAUUUAUUUUAUGAUAUAUUUCUAGCUUAUCCUGCACAUAUUUAACAAUAAUUUACUAUGUAAUUUAUGCUAUAUACAUAUAUAUAUAUCUUACCAGUGCUUAACAGCCAAACCAUGUAUAUACUUUUCUCGUACAUUGAAUUUUAUCGAAAAUUUAUUAUAAAAAAAAAAAACACUGUUUUUCUUUGAAUCUUUUUUUUAUCUAAUUGUUAAAAUUUUAAUAUAAAUAUAUUCAAUUGUCAUCAAUUUUCAGUAAUCACUACUGCUCAGCACACAGCAAAAUCCAAUUGAAUUAAAAUUUAACUUUUAUCAUAAUAAUGAUUUUAUUUUUGUUAUUAUCAUAAUAUGAUAAUAAUAUAAAUCUCAUUGUGGUCUUUAAACAUAUCAUGAUAAGUAUAUUUGUUAGUCGUCAAAUUUUACAAUAAUUCAACUAUUAAAGGCCAAACAAUUAUUUAAUAAUAAAACAAUAUUAUCAAUCAAUAAUGAUAAUAAUAAUGAUGAUGAUAAUAAUAAUAAUAAUAAAAAUUCAUUUUUCAAGAUUUGAAAUGCUCUAGUGAAUUAUUUUAAAUUAACAAAAAAAAAAAUGAAUUCAUUCAAUAAAUAUAUCAUGUCGAAAAUUUUACCUGAAAUAAUUUUAAAUUACUGAGAAAAAUUUUCUAACUUUCUUUUUUGUUUGUUAAAGUAAUAAAAUAUAACAAAGCUGUCUAAAUUUUAAACAAUGCGUUUUAAGAUUUUAAAUAUAAUUUUAUCGAUAUAUUAUAUUCAGCUUUAUUGAAGUAUAAUAAAUAGAUGCCACGGUUAACAAACCUUAAAUAAAGUUUAUAGUCGCAUCUUUGAUAAUAAUAAAUUGUAUGGCACUAUCAGUUAAAUUCUUAAUUAAAAAAACAUUUAACAUUAUGAUUAGAAAUAUAUAUGUAUGUUGUACAUGAUAAAAUCAUCUUUUGAACAAUUAGACGAAAACAUAACGCUAUAAAUUAUGGUUGGUAAUAGAAAAUUUUACAACAACGAAACUCUAUUUUCAACUCACUACUAUCAUACAACUUCUAUUACUAUCACUAUUACUACAACUACUACUACUACUACUACUAAUAGUAAUAAUAAUAAUAAUAAUAAUAAUAAUAAUAAUAAUAAUGAUAUAAACAAAUAUAUAUUAAGUAUAAAGAUUACCUCUCAGAGGUAUUAUUUUAUUUAAGAUUAUGAACAUUAUAAACAAGGUUAUUCAAUUAGAAAAACGAAAAAAUGAAAAAACAAAUUGAGUAUUUUGAUGAUUUUAGAAUAUAAAUAUGUCAUUAGCCGUAUAAUAAAUAUAAUUUUCAAUUAGUGAAUGACUAAUAAUGCAGUAUAUUAACAUUUUAAGUAACAAAAUAAAUAUAGUUUUAUUAAAUUUCAUUCCAGUUUAUUAUUUAGUUGUUAAGUAUAAUUUAUUGUAAUUGAAAUUAAAAUUUAUUAAUUUGAUUGUUAUUAAAUAUAAAAUUUUUCGAUUAAAAUUCAAUUUAUUAAUAAUAUAUGGAUUAUAAGUUUUGCUUUUAUAAAAUAUCAAAUGGUCAAUAUGAUAAGAAGCGAGUAAAAGUAAAAAAAAACAGAAUUAACCACAAACUAUAUCUAGUUGUACGAGCAAUUAUUAUUGAUUUUAAAUCUAUUUCAUAUUUGUUUUUUUUAAAUAAUAUAAUUAUAAAUAUUAUUUAUUUAUGUGAAAUAAAAUCUUUUUACCAAUCUUUCAUUUUUUUUUUAAAUGGUGCAGUGUGAAUGAUUGGAAAAAGUUUUGACUGACCGUCCUAUAGAGUAGAUAUAAAGUAAACAAAGGUUCUAUUUUAUUAUUAUUAUUAUUAUUUUUUUUUUUUCAAGGAAGAAAAAAAAAUAUGUAAAAAAAAUCCUUCAAUAUUGCAAUUUCAUUAUAAAUAGAUAAAUAAAUAAAUAAUAUACGACUUUGUUUUAUGUAUCGAUUAUUAUAAUUUUUUUUUUAAUUUCUGUAAAUGGUAAUGGGAAAGUUAGGUGGUGUAAGAAUGAAAAAAAAAAAAAUGAAUUAAUAUUAAUGAAAAUGGAUGUUUAAAUAUUUUAAAUCAAUUUAAAGAUUAUAUUUACUCCAUUACUAUAAUCGUUAUUAUAAUUUUUCAUCAGUAAUUAUACUUAUUUAAAACUGGUGUGACGAAAAUUUUGUGUAUAUACACAGUUAAUAUAAAAACACGGAUAAUUAUAUAGACAUAGAUACACGUUUCAUUUUGGAAUACGUAAAUUUAUGAAAUACGCGAUGCUUUUCAUAAUGUAUACAUAUUUUUAAUUUUUUUGAUUCAUUAAAAAACAAUUAAGUGUAAACAAGAAAAUUAAAAUUUUAACGAUUCAAAAUAAUUUGAUUUGGUUACUAAGUAAUCGUAGUAUGACCUACAACUUGAAAUCUAAAUUGGUCACAAUCUAGAGUUAUCAAUUAUCAACAAAUAUUAAAUAUGUGUAAGAAUAAAUAAAGAAAUGUAACAUUAAAUCUAUCAAGUAUUCAAGGCAUAAUAAAUAUAAAUUUGAAAUAAUGAUAAUAAUAAUAAUAAUAAUAACAAUUAUAUAUACACAUUUAUGUGUAAGUAUUAUGAAUUUAAAUUAAUACUUAGAUAAUUAUUAUUUUUACAUUAUUAGUUGAAAACAACAAACUAAUAAUACUUUGAUUAUGACAACUAUGAAUACGUAAACUAUCGCGUAUUUCAAAUAGGAUAAUAAUAAUAAUAGUAAUAAUAAUAAUAAUAAUAAUAAUCACAUCAUACACAUUUCAUCACAUCAUCCAUACAUAAAAGAAUAAUACUAAUUAUUAAAAAACAAACACAUAUAAAUAUAUAUAUAUAUAAUAAUAAUAAUAAUAAUAUUGCGUUACAUCGCUAAAAUUAGCUUGUAGGCAAUAUUAAUCUGUAAAUAGAAACUAUGUACUAAUAUUUCAAACUGGCGAAAUAAAUAUCAUAAGUGUUCUAAAUUCUUUCCUAAAAAUCUGAUUAUUAAUUUUAAAAAAAUAAAUUCAAUAAUAAUGAUUAAAUAUCUUGUAUGUUUGUUAUUAUUUUUAUGUGGUUUAAUCGUUAUUAUUAUUAUUAUUAUUAUUAUUAUUACUAUCACAUUAUCUCUAGUAAAUAUAUUCGUUGUAUCUGGACACAGAAAAUAUUAGUUAAAAAAACAAAUGAAUGAGAAGCGACCUUAAUUAUACUAAAAUAAAGACAUAAUAAUAACAACAAAAAAAAAAAAAAAAAAAAAAAAAAAAAAAAAAAUAUAUAUUUUGCGGAAUAAAUUAUUUAUGUGUAAUUAUAAGUGUCACGAUUUUUAUCAAUUAUUAAGAGUUUCUAAAUCGAAAAAGCGAUUAAUGAAGAAAUAUAUUACUCUGACUGAUGUUAUUUAUAUAACUCAAAAAUAAAUAAUUAAACUUAUUAAUGCUUCUAAUAUAUAAAUAUAUAUUUGUGUCCUAUUGUAACGAAUAUCAGUUUUUUUUUUCUGCAAAAGUUAUAGUAAUAAUAAUAAUAAUAAUAAUAAUAAUAAUAAUAUCAAUAAACAAAUAAUGCUUGUGUUGUACACACUUGAUUUGUAAAUAUUAGAUCGUAUUUUUGUCUUUAUUAAUGUAAAAUCAACGAGAAUUUUAUCUGCAAAUUAAUGGCUUAGUUAAUAAUAGUAUAUUAUAAAUAAAAAAUAAAGUUUAAAAAAAAAAUUUUGAAAUUUUUGUGGUUUUAUAAUUUAUUUCAAUUAAACUAUUAUAUAUACUGUUUUAGUACCUAAAAAAAUCUAUGAUAAUACUAUAUUAAUAAUAACGAAUAAUUUAAUUAUAAAUUUUUAUUCGUUUUGUAAUGAAAUUAAUAAAACAAUUUGAAUAAAUAUUUAGGAGUAGGAGUUAUAAAAAGUAAUAGAUUAAAUACAUUUUCAGAGUAUAAACUAUUAUUAUUACAAGAAAUUAAAGUUUAAAAAAUUAAUUAUAACAAUAAUUAGGCCCGUAAUCUUUGUCGCGGCUCAUCCUCCGUUUCAUACUCAAUUUCAACACGGGGACGUUUUAAUUUCUUUUUUAAUUCAUCUUUCUUUUGUUGUUGUUUGGACGAUUUUAAUUUUUUGCUCGUUGUAAUAGUCAUAUCUUCAA
Molecule: messenger RNA, 7221 nt
Organism: Microplitis mediator
Lineage: Eukaryota; Metazoa; Arthropoda; Insecta; Hymenoptera; Braconidae
Gene: UBL3
Product: ubiquitin-like protein 3
Exons: 4
Coding region: 1204-1572 (122 amino acids)
Molecular function (GO): protein binding
Source: RefSeq, a predicted model, not a curated record